AUGGUUGAAUGCGCAUGCUCUCCAUUAUCCAAUUAGGGGACUCGUUAGGUUUGUUUUGCUGCUUCCUGAGGAUUUUGGGUAAAACGCAAAUUAGUUCCGGUUUCCGGCUGGUGCUUUCUGUGGUUGCAAAGAUGUCGGAGCGUGAAAGUGAUAUGUUUUCUAACCCCCUGGCCCCUGAAGGCCACGAAGUGGAGGACAUUCGUUCGUAUCAGCAAUCGAAACUGACGAACGAUGACUUCCGAAAACUGCUUAUGACUCCACGUUCAACUCCUUCUUCAGCUCCGCCUACUAAAUCCCGCCAUCAUGAAAUGCCACGUGAAUAUAAUGAGGAUGAAGAUCCAGCUGCUCGAAGAAGAAAGAAAAAGAGCUACUAUGCUAAGCUGCGACAACAGGAGAUAGAGCGGGAGAAAGAACUAGCAGAAAAAUACAGAGACAGAGCCAGGGAACGACGAGAUGGUGUUAACAAAGAUUACGAAGAAACCGAGCUUAUCAGCACUACAGCCAAUUACAGGGCUGUGGGACCAACAGCUGAAGCUGACAAAUCUGCAGCAGAGAAAAGGCGCCAGUUGAUCCAGGAGUCCAAGUUCUUGGGUGGUGACAUGGAGCACACUCACUUGGUGAAAGGUCUGGAUUUUGCUUUGCUGCAGAAGGUCCGUGCUGAGAUUUCCAACAAAGAAAAAGAAGAAGAGGACAUUAUGGAGAAACCCCAAAAGGAAACAAAGAAAGAUGAGGACCCAGAAAACAAAAUAGAAUUUAAGACUCGCCUUGGUCGCAAUGUCUACCGCAUGCUGUUUAAACCAAAAGCAUAUGAAAGGAAUGAGCUGUUCCUGCCUGGCCGAAUGGCAUAUAUUGUGGAUUUAGAUGAUGAGUAUGCAGACACAGAUAUCCCAACAACACUGAUACGUAGCAAAGCUGACUGUCCCACAAUGGAGGCUCAAACAACGCUCACCACCAAUGAUAUCGUUAUCAGCAAGCUUACUCAGAUUCUGUCCUACCUAAGGCAAGGAACUAGAAACAAAAAGCUGAAGAAGAAAGACAAAGGACGUCUAGAUGAAAAGAAACCUCCAGAAGCUGACCUGAGUAUUUUUGAUGAUAUUGGAGACUAUGUCCCGAGCGCAACCAAAGCUCCACGGGAAAAGGAGCGUGACAAGCACAGAGAGAAGGACCGGGAUAGAGAAAGGGACCGCCCGCGUGAACGGGACAGAGAUCAUGACAGAGACCGGGAGAGAGACAGAGAGAGAGCAAGAGAAAGAGAGCGAGAGCGUGAAAGGGAAGAAGAGAAAAGGAAGCACAGCUACUUUGAGAAACCCAAAGCUGAUGAUGAUGAAGAUGAUGAGCCUAUUGAUACUGACAAAGGACCUGGAUCUACCAAGGACCUUCUGAAAUCCAUCAAUGACAGUUUUGCUGGUGCUCCUGGAUGGAUGGAAUCAGACUUAUUAAUGAAGAAACAUGAAGACACGCAAGUGGGAGAUUUCUUUGGAAUGGGCAACAGCUACGCUGAAUGUUACCCAGCCACCAUGGACGCCAUGGCAGUGGACAGUGAUGAAGAAGUAGAUUACAGUAAAAUGGACCAGGGUAACAAGAAGGGCCCCUUAGGACGAUGGGACUUUGAUACACAGGAAGAGUACAGCGAUUAUAUGAAUAACAAAGAAGCAUUACCCAAGGCUGCUUUCCAGUAUGGCAUCAAAAUGUCUGAAGGGCGUAAAACACGGCGCUUCAAAGAGACAAACGAGAAAGCUGAGCUGGACAGACAGUGGAAAAAGAUUAGUGCGAUUAUUGAAAAACGAAAAAAACUCGAGGCUGAUGGGGUUGAAGUGAAAAGGCCCAAAUAUUGAAAAGCUCCAGCCUGAAAACCUUUCAUUUUAGCCAGACUGUAAUUGACGCUGUAGCUUUAAGCUGGCAGCUGUGUCUAACAAUUGAUCAUUAAAACCAAAAGGAAUGCUUAAAGGGGUUGUUCACCUUUGCAUUAACUUUAAGUAUGAUGUAGAAAGUGAUAUUCUCCAGCGAUUUGCAAGUGGUCUUCGUUUUCUUUAUCAUUUGUGGUUUUUUAAUUAUUUCAAUUUUUUUUUUUGUACAGCAUUUCUCCAGUUUUCUGGUUGCUAAAGGGUCUAAAGGAGCAACCAGGCAGUGGUUUGAAAGAAAGACUGGAAUAUGAAUGAGGGAAUUGAAUAGAGAGACAACAGUAACAAUAAAAUCAUAGCCUCGUGAAGCAAUAGAUUUUUUUUGGGCUAUUGGGGUCGGUGACCCCCAUUUGAGAGUAGGAAAGGUUAAGAAAAAGAAAGCAAAGUUCACUUCAACUAAACCUUUAUGGUUUGACCAGACUUGUGUUAAUGGGCUUUUCAUGCAUUUCACUUGUGUUGGUACCUGUAACUAAGUGCUGUUUUUCAAUGUCACUUUUGAUUCAGUAGUAUAUCAUUAAAUAUUUUAUACCCCGUU
Xenopus laevis (African clawed frog) is the source of this 2436-nucleotide messenger RNA. It is a transcript of the gene ik.L, whose product is annotated as IK cytokine L homeolog. Bases 9 to 1835 code for a protein of 608 amino acids. The record is from RefSeq and is a predicted model, not a curated record. The transcript is spliced from 20 exons. Gene Ontology annotation, cellular component: nucleus. NCBI's taxonomy places the organism in Eukaryota, Metazoa, Chordata, Amphibia, Anura, Pipidae.